AUGGAGCGGGACUCAGGACAGCAGACGGUUGGAGGCCGGAGGGAAAGUUAUGACACAGGGCAGGAGGAGGGUGGAGCCUUAGAGGGAGAGGGCAUGGAUGCCGAGGAAUAUAAAGAGCCAGGCAGGUCCUGGGCAGAGAUCCUUCUGCUGUGCCGCUCUGGACCUGCCCAGCACCAUGGGUGUACCUCCCAGUCCAUCGCCAGGGUCCCCGUGUACCUGGUGCUUUAUGUCCAUCACUGUGCGUGGCCAGAUGUGCACCAUUCGGCCUGGCCCACGGCUCUGCGCUGCGCGUGCGCACUCGCCCUGGUGUGUAUCGUGGUGCUUUGGGGACCGGACGAGGCCGUGGGGGAGGAGCUGCAAGGACAACAGCGUCUGAUGCCCCGGGUCGCCCGUUGGCUGUCCAACUUAGGUCAAUUCAACAAGUACAUGGAGAAGCUCUUCAACAGCAGCAUGAAGUCUAAGAAAACCAAGAACUCCAAUGACGCGAACAACCCCAAGAAUAGUACGAAACCCCUGUCAGCGAACGCGACGAAACCCCUGCCAGCGAACGAGACGAAACUCCCCGGACGGAAAACCACGAACCCCCCACCGCGGAACGCCGCGAAACCCCAACCAUCAGCCUCCUCCCAGGGCCCCAGGUAGGAGAGCCUGGGCCCGGCUGGCCCCAGUCGGGGUCCGCGGAACUGGGGGCAGG
Molecule: messenger RNA, 694 nt
Organism: Odocoileus virginianus texanus
Lineage: Eukaryota; Metazoa; Chordata; Mammalia; Artiodactyla; Cervidae
Source: RefSeq, a predicted model, not a curated record